Phaeoacremonium minimum UCRPA7 is the source of this 1722-nucleotide messenger RNA. RefSeq names its product putative sulfate adenylyltransferase protein. NCBI's taxonomy places the organism in Eukaryota, Fungi, Ascomycota, Sordariomycetes, Togniniales, Togniniaceae. The record is from RefSeq and is a predicted model, not a curated record. Gene Ontology annotation, molecular function: ATP binding; sulfate adenylyltransferase (ATP) activity; adenylylsulfate kinase activity. The coding region runs from base 1 to 1722 and encodes 573 amino acids. Gene Ontology annotation, cellular component: cytoplasm. The transcript is spliced from 4 exons. Gene Ontology annotation, biological process: sulfur amino acid metabolic process.
AUGGCGAACCCUCCCCACGGCGGUAUCCUCAAGGAUUUGCUCGCACGAGACGCUCCUCGCCAUGAUCAGCUCGAGGCCGAGGCCGAGACUCUGCCCUCGAUCCUGUUGAGCGAGCGCCAGCUUUGCGAUCUGGAACUGAUCCUCAAUGGCGGUUUCUCUCCCCUUGAAGGUUUCAUGAACGAGCAGGACUACAAUGGCGUUGUCAAGGAGAACCGUUUGGCCAAUGGCUUGCUCUUCAGCAUGCCCAUUACUCUGGACUUGACCAAGGAGACCAUCGCAGAGCUGGGCCUGAAGGCCGGUGUGCGAGUCGUGCUGAGAGACUUCCGCGACGAUCGCAACCUCGCCAUCUUGACAGUCGAGGAUGUGUACAAACCGGAUAAGGCUGUUGAGGCAAAGGAGGUUUUUGGCGGUGAUGAGGAGCACCCUGCUGUAAGGUAUCUCUUCAAGACUGCCAAUGAGUACUACGUUGGUGGUAAGCUGGAGGCAAUCAACCGCCUACAGCAUUAUGACUUUGUCGACCUCAGAUACACUCCUGCCGAGCUCCGAUUGCACUUCGACAAGCUAGGCUGGUCUAGAGUCGUUGCUUUCCAGACCCGAAACCCCAUGCACAGAGCACACAGAGAGCUGACCGUCCGCGCUGCUCGCUCCCACCACGCUAACGUACUCAUUCACCCCGUGGUUGGCUUGACUAAGCCCGGUGAUAUCGACCACUUCACUCGUGUCCGCGUCUACAAGGCGUUGCUGCCGAGAUAUCCCAAUGGCAUGGCCGUGUUGGGUCUGCUACCUCUUGCUAUGCGCAUGGGAGGUCCCCGUGAGGCUAUCUGGCACGCCAUUAUCCGCAAGAACCACGGCGCUACCCACUUCAUUGUCGGCCGCGACCAUGCCGGCCCGGGCAAGAACAGCAAGGGCGUGGACUUUUACGGGCCAUACGACGCUCAAUAUGCUGUUGAGAAGUACCGCGACGAGCUUGGUAUUGAGGUCGUUCCCUUCCAGAUGAUGACAUACCUACCGGACAGCGACGAGUACGCUCCCGUCGACGAGAUUCCCAAGGGUGUCCGCACCCUGAACAUUUCCGGCACAGAGCUCCGUGCGAGAUUGCGAAGCGGACGCGACAUUCCUGAGUGGUUUUCUUACCCCGAGGUUGUCAAGGUCCUCCGAGAGUCUCACCCUCCACGAUCUCAACAAGGUUUCACCAUCUUCCUGACCGGUUACCAGAACAGCGGAAAGGAUCAGAUUGCCAGAGCGCUGCAGGUGACUCUGAACCAGCAGGGCGGGCGCUCCGUCUCCAUGCUUCUCGGAGAGACUGUCCGAAGCGAGCUUUCCUCUGAGCUCGGCUUCAGCCGUGAAGAUCGUACCAAGAACAUUGGCCGCAUUGCCUUUGUCGCAUCAGAGCUGACCCGAUCUGGUGCCGCCGUCAUCGCCGCCCCCAUUGCGCCUUUCGAGGACUCAAGACAACACGCUCGUGAGCUCGUCGAGAAGUACGGUGAUUUCUACCUCAUCCACGUGGCGACUUCUCUCGAGUACUGCGAGAAGACCGACAAAAGAGGCAUCUAUAAGAAGGCUCGUGCCGGUGAGAUCAAGGGCUUCACCGGUGUCGAUGACCCGUAUGAGGUGCCUGCCAAGGCCGAGUUGGUGGUCGAUGCCGAGAAGCAGACAGUGCGAUCCAUCGUUCACCAGAUCGUCCUUCUUCUCGAGAGCCAGGGACUACUGGAUAGGCUGUGA